Messenger RNA from Pipistrellus kuhlii (Kuhl's pipistrelle), 730 nucleotides. RefSeq names its product glutathione S-transferase A2-like. Gene Ontology annotation, cellular component: extracellular exosome; cytosol. The record is from RefSeq and is a predicted model, not a curated record. Gene Ontology annotation, biological process: glutathione metabolic process; xenobiotic metabolic process. Gene Ontology annotation, molecular function: glutathione transferase activity. The transcript has 7 exons. The coding region runs from base 128 to 730 and encodes 200 amino acids. NCBI's taxonomy places the organism in Eukaryota, Metazoa, Chordata, Mammalia, Chiroptera, Vespertilionidae.
CCCACCCCCUUAGGAGGGAAAGGGUUGUCAAGAUAUUUAAGCAUCUAACACAGAUAUUAGGCAGUGACCUUGAGGAGCUGAGCAGAGAGACAGCGUGAACUUAAUAGAGAAACCAGGAGACUGCAUCAUGGCCGGGAAGCCCAAGCUUCACUAUAUGAAUGGACGACUUCGAAUGGAGCCUAUCAGGUGGCUCCUGGCUGCAGCUGGAGUAGAGUUUGAAGAGCAAAUUUUGGAAAGUCGAGAAGACAUGGAAAAAUUAAUAAAUGAUGGGUCUUUGAUGUUCCAGCAAGUGCCCAUGGUGGAAAUCGAUGGGAUGAAGCUGGCACAGACCAGAGCCAUUCUCAACUACAUUGCUGCCAAAUACAACCUCUAUGGGAGAAACAUAAAGGAGAGAGCCCUGAUUGAUAUGUAUUCAGAAGGCAUUGCAGAUUUGUAUGAAAUGAUCCUGCGUUUACCACUAUUUCCACCUGAUGAACAAGAUGCCAAGAUGACCCAGAUCAGAGAGAGAACAACAAAUCGUUAUUUCCCAGCCUUUGAAAAGGUGUUGAAGAGCCAUGGACAGCACUACCUGGUUGGCAACAGGCUGAGCAAGGCUGACAUUCACCUGGUUGAAGUUAUUACUAUGUUGAAGAGAUUGACCCCAGUCCUUCUGACCAACUUCCCGCUGCUGAAGGCAAUUGAAUUCUUGCCUGAGCACACCUACCAGUUCCACAUUGUAACAACUGAAUAG